Messenger RNA from Paramecium primaurelia, 3289 nucleotides. NCBI's taxonomy places the organism in Eukaryota, Ciliophora, Oligohymenophorea, Peniculida, Parameciidae. The record is from the annotation of a GenBank genome assembly.
AAUGGCAUCUUAAAUCUAUGAACAAUUAGUAGCAGCAUAUACAAAUACAGAUAAUUAAGUAAGAAAUCAAGCAGAGAAAUCUUUAGUAAAUUCUAUGUAGGAAAACUAUUAGAAUUUUUAGUUUAUAGCUUAAUUAGCAGAAAAAUAAGAUUAAAGUACUUAUUUAUUAUUUAAUUAUAGUGUAGGAAUAAGCUGCCAAUUUAUUGAAUUCAGUUGUAAUGAAAAUAUUAAAUACAAAUCCAAGUAUUAAAAAAUAAUUGAUUUUAAUUAGAUUAAUUAACAAUAUAACAUGCUGAAUCACUUAUAUCUGUAUUAACAUCAUAAAACACUCCAUUAAAAUAUAAAUAAUCUCUUAUUUAAUCAUUAAGUUAAAUUUCUAGAAAAAAUAAAAGUAUUAUUCCAAAAAUAAUUUAGAUGUAAAAAUUGAAAUUGAAAGAAAGAUGAAAGAAUAUUUAUAAGGAGAAUAAUAAUGGUAAAUAUAAACUGGAAUAUUAUUCUUUAAAAUUUUAGCAGAUUCUGUUGAACUUUAAAAUUUUUCAAAUUAUGGUAAUGUUAUUACAACUAGUUAUGAAUGGAUAACAGAAUAUUUUAAUUAAUUUGUUUAAAUUAUGGCAGUUUUAUAAGAUUAACCAAAAGAUUUAUCAGAUGAAUUUAAAAAUACUAUGAAAUAUUUUGCAUAAUCAAUCUAAGAUUUAUGUGACAAAAUAUAAUAAUAAUCUAAUAUUUCAAGAGAAUAAAUAUUACCAAUUUUAAAUAUUCUAUUCUCAUUAAAUUCAUUUUCUGGAUCAUUAAUUUUAUUAUUAUAAUAUUCACCAUAAAUUGGAAAAUAAAUGUAAAAUUCUAUUAUAAUGAAUACUGGUAUAUAGAUAUUUGAUGAUAAAAUGAAUGAAAUUAAAAGUUAUAUACUAAAAUCUUAUAUGAUAAUAUUUUAAAUAUUACUUAAUACACGUAAUAAAUCAGAAGUUAAAAAAGGACCAUUUGGUCCGUAUCUUAAUCCAAUCACUCAACUUUUACUAUAUUCCAUACUUACUUAUACAAAUAGUGAAACAACAAAUGUGAUUUUAAAGUAAUUCUAAAACAAUAUAAUUAUAGUAAACCAUUUCUAAGAAAUAUAAUAACAUACAUCCUUAAAUUGUUAGCAAAUCUUGGAUCAUAAACAGAAUAAUAUCAAAUAUUCUCAGAUUCUAAAGUCCCUUUAAUAACAGAUGUUAUUUAUCCAUAUUUAAUAACAUCUUAAUAAGAAUAUUAAAAAAUGAAUGAAGAACCAGAAGAAUUUGUAAAUUUGGCACUUGAUACUGUUGAUAAAUAAGAAUCUGAUAUUCCUAAAACAGCAGCAGCAUAAUUAUUAGAAACUUUAUGUGAUCAUAUUGAUGGAUCUACAACAUUCUUAGCUAAUUUAGCUGUUAUUAUAACAUAAAAUGCAAUUAAUAAUUUAUCAUCUAAACCUGUUUCACUUAAUGAAUAAUAAUAAACAUUCAUUUAAGCAAUAUCAGAUAAGUAAAAUUAUUGAAAUAAUGUAUUUAGAAAAUUAUUUACUGAAUAUAAUGCUGUUGAUAGAAUUGAAAGUAGUUUAAUUGUAUUAACAAUAAUGAGUUAUUUAAUUUAAAAGAGAUUUGAUAUAGUUAGUAUGAUGGAAUAAUUAUUAACUGAAAAUUUAAUAUUUUUCUAAAAUAUUCAACAUCAAAUAAUAAAAGUUAGAUUUUCAUUAUUUUUUGGUUACUAUUGUGAUAAUCUAUUCAAAAAAGAUAUAUAAUCAUAAAGUAUGUUAAUGUAUUUAUCAAUUUUAAUUAAUUUUGUUUAACCAAAAGAACCAGUUGUAUUAUAUUAAUCAAUAGAUGCAUUAAAAGAUGUAUUUGAAGAUGAUGAAUUAAAAACAAAAACAAAAGGAUUAGUUACUGUUGUAUUUCCUUCAUUAUGUAAUGGUUUAACAUUUAGUAUUUAUGAAAGACAUUUUGAAAUGAUAAUAAAUCUUUUAAAAAGAUAUCCAUAAGUAUUUUAAUAAAAUGAAAAUUUAUUAAUUGGAUUAAUGUAAAUUUUAGUUUAAAGAAUAAUUUAAGAAUAAGAAUUAAUUAAUAAUGGAGAUUCUUAAAGACAUAUAUAUUUAAAUAGAUGUUGGAAUAUUAUUAGAUCAUUAGCAGAUUAAAAUGAAUAUACAAAUUUAUUAGUAACAUUAGAAUAAAGCAUUACUUAAUUAUAUUAAAUGUUAGCAAUUUGUUAAAAAAUAGAUUUUGAUGAAGAUUUGAUUUUAUUCAUCUCUUUAUGUAUAUAAAAAUUAUCAUCUGUAACAGCUUUAUAAAUGUAAGUAUUACCUCAUUUUAUGAAUGUUAUUUAAAAAUAAAAUUGUAGAUUAGGAAAUUUAUAUGAAACACUUAAUUAUUAUAUUCAUUAUGGUAGAAAUCAUUUUAUUGAUGAAUAAUAUUAAUAAAUAUUUUUCAAUUUAGCAUUUUAACAUUUACAAUCUGAUCAAUCUUUUGAAGAUAUAGAAUAAGCUGAAGGAGCAUUACUUAUUUAAUUAGGAAUCUAAGAACUUAAUUAAGAUUUAAAGAAAAAUAUUUUAGAAUAAAUUUUAAAUUAAACUGUUACUAUGAUAUCUAAAAAAGAACUUACAGGUCUAUUAAGAUCAAGAAUAACUGGAAUUAUAUUAAGUGCACUUUAUUCUGUUCCUGAAUUAACUUGUGAAAUAUUAUCAGGAAUGUUUUUAGCUGUCUAUAAUUAAGUACUUGAUACUUAAUAUUCACCUGGUUAUGAUAUUAAAUUGUUUGUAAUUACAAUGUCAUCUUUAAUUAAUAAAUAACAUAAUUUAUUAACACCUAAAUUAAUUACAACUAUUGUUAAUAAUUUAUUUUAAUAAGAAAAAUUUGAAAAAGAGACUGAAUUAAAAAAAUUGAAUAGGUUAUUUUAUAUAUUUUAAUAUUAGUUCUUUUGAUGGAGAAGAUUUUGAUGAAGAAGAUGAUGAUGAUGAAGACUUUAAUGAUUAAGAUGAUAUUAGUGAAGCUUAAUAAUAAAUAGAAUAAUUCUUAAGUCCUAUUGUCAAAGUUGAUGAAUAUUCAGUAUUUAAAAAUACUCUAUUUACAAUUAAAUAAUAGUAAUAUAUUUUUAAGUAUUAGAUAUGUUACUGGUAUUGAACAACUUAAAAAAGAAUUAGAUAAUUAAAUUGUUGCUAAACUUAAUGAGUUAAUGUCUUUUGUUAGAAUAAGUACAAAUGAUGGUAUUCAACCUACAAGAAAAGUAAAUCUUAUUUUUUAUCAUUUAGCUUAUUAAAGCAUAAAGAAGAAAGAAGAAUAAUUGA